GUUUUGGCGGAGAUGCGCAGAUACGCACUUUAAGCCAGGCAGAAUGGGCGGGAAACCAUACGCUGCCUGGCGGAGGGGCUAUGAUGGCGGCGUAUUAUGCCAAUGAAUGUGUCAUGGGUCUCAUGGAGCGCGAAGACGCUCACCAAGACUUGUUUGACGCCUACAGCUGCACCAUUGCGGCAUUGGCAUACAUCCGUGUGCCAGAAAAUGAGGCUAUAGGAGCUUCUCCAGCCGAUACGCCCAAAAGGGUGGCUGCCAUUUUGCGCGCCUUUGAGCUUUGUCUUUUGCGCGAUUUGGGUUAUUUGCCGUUGCUCAAUGAGCAAACCUAUUUACUCACCCAGCUCCAUGCAGAACAACAUUAUGUGCUCGACGCUCAUGGGGGUUUACGCUUGGCGCAGCAACGAGAAGCCCAUAGCCUUAAUGGGGCGCAGUGGCAGCAACUCCAAACUGCACUAGACGCGCAGACUGUCGACGGUUUUACAAAU
Darwinula stevensoni is the source of this 485-nucleotide messenger RNA. NCBI's taxonomy places the organism in Eukaryota, Metazoa, Arthropoda, Ostracoda, Podocopida, Darwinulidae. The record is from the annotation of a GenBank genome assembly.